Messenger RNA from Nyctereutes procyonoides (raccoon dog), 747 nucleotides. RefSeq names its product protein maestro-like. The record is from RefSeq and is a predicted model, not a curated record. The transcript is spliced from 6 exons. Lineage: Eukaryota; Metazoa; Chordata; Mammalia; Carnivora; Canidae. Gene Ontology annotation, cellular component: cytoplasm. The coding region runs from base 1 to 747 and encodes 248 amino acids.
AUGGACCAAAUGGAGAAAGGAACCCUGGGCCAGCCGCUGCCGAUGGCCACGACCCAGCCUGAGAGGAAACCGACAUCAGUGAUGUCUUUCCUUUCCAAGGUCUCUUGGAAACUGAAGUUCCAGAGGCGGGAGUCUCUGAAGAAUGCAUUUUCCAUCUUGGCAGAAAGAGCCCAGGACCCCAACGAUAAAAAGCGUCACAUGGCAAUGAGAGGCCUGGGCACCAUGGCCUGUGAGACCCCUGACAAGGUGCGAAAGUAUAAGAAAGUUGUCCUAGACCUGCUGGUGCACGGACUCUACGACCCUGUGAGUACUGAAGUCAUCCACGAGAGCAUGAAGACUCUGACCAUCAUCUUGGGCAAGAUCCAGGGGAAAAGUUUGGGCUCUUUCUUUGUAGACAUCACUCUUCAGACCAGGACUUUAUUAGAUGACGAGAAUGACCACCUGAGAUACUCAGCCUUCAUCUUGUUCGGGCAACUGGCGGCCUUUGCUGGGCGGAAAUGGAAGAAAUUCUUCACCAGUCAGGUUAAGCAGACUCAAGAUUCCCUCCUGAUACAUCUACAGGACAGAGAUCCCCAGGUUGCCACGGCUUGCAAAACAACAUUUCGAGCCUGUUCUCCAUAUCUGAAAGAAAGAAAGGAAAACAGCUUCCAGAGUGAGGAAGAGCAACGGAACCUUAAACUCUGCCGGCAGCUGAGCCACUAUCAUCCAGAGCUCCUGCAGUUCCUCUAUGCAAAUAAGAUUCUGUAA